Anas platyrhynchos (mallard) is the source of this 3429-nucleotide messenger RNA. RefSeq lists its product as uncharacterized. Gene Ontology annotation, molecular function: O-methyltransferase activity; oxidoreductase activity, acting on the CH-OH group of donors, NAD or NADP as acceptor. The record is from RefSeq and is a predicted model, not a curated record. NCBI's taxonomy places the organism in Eukaryota, Metazoa, Chordata, Aves, Anseriformes, Anatidae.
AUUUUUAAGAUGUUUAUUCAUAUGAUCAGAGCCAGGAAGAUUUUAUUAAUUGGCAAGCUUAAAGGUUACAGUAUCCUUGCUAUCGCAGAAGAAUUGCCAGAUGAUGGCAAAAUCUUUGCAUGUGCAGAAGUGCCGUAUCUCGGAGUGAACAGCCAAGAAGCAUUUGAUUAUUCUUCAGAUGGCAAAAAGAUAAGCAUGCGAGUGGGACCGAUAGCAGACACUUUGGAGGCAUUACAUGCUGAGGAUGAGCACUUUGAUAUGGUCUUUAUUGAUGCUGAUCAAAGGAGUGCUGUUAACUACUACAGCUUUGUCAUGGAUAACCACUUGCUGAGAAUGGAUGGAGUGAUCUGUGUAGAGAAUACACUCAUGAAAGGACAAGUCUACCUGGAGAACAUAUCUGAGGAAAAUGUACUAGCUGUCAGAAAAUUAAACACAAUGAUUAAUUCAGAUCCUCGUGUUGAGCAGAUAAUUUUACCUGUGCAAAAUGGACUGAGCGUCAUUCGAAGGAGCCCUGCACCUCCAGAUGCAGUGAUUGAAACAAAGAAAGAAGUGGUGAGGGAUGACAUCUUCUGGGGUUAUAACAAGCGCCGCAUCCUUGACCGGCUGCGCCUGGAUGACAAGGUGGCCUACGUCACCGGCGGAGGGCAGGGAAUUGGGAGAGCCUUUGCUCAUGCUCUGGGGGAAGCUGGUGCCAAAGUAGCUGUUGUGGACCUGGUCCUUGAGAAGGCAGAAGCAGUGGCACAUGAGCUCAGCCUCAAAGGGAUUAAAAGCAUUGCCCUUGCAGCAGAUGUAAGCAAACCCAAGGAUGUGCAGAGGAUUGUUGAUACGAUUGUGGCUCGAUGGGGCACAGUUGACAUUGCAUGCAACAAUGCAGGAAUCAAUAUGAACUCUGCAAGUGAAGACACUUCACUGGAAGAAUGGGACAAAACUUUUAAUGUUAAUUUACGAGGAUUAUUUUUGUGCUGCCAAGCUGCAGGCCGCAUUAUGCUGAAUCAAGGAUAUGGGAAGAUAAUUAACACAGCAUCUAUGGCAAGUUUAAUAGUUCCGCACCCACAGAAGCAGUUGGCGUACAACGCCUCGAAAGCUGGGGUCGUAAAAUUAACACAGACGUUAGGAACUGAAUGGAUUGACAGAGGAGUAAAAGUCAACUGCAUUUCCCCGGGCAUCGUGGACACGGCGCUCAUCCGCUCCGAGGCCCUGCAGCCGCUGGUGCAGCGCUGGCUGGCGGACAUCCCCGCGGGAAGGCUGGCUCGGGGGACGGACCUGCAGGCUGCCGUCGUCUUUUUGGCCUCUGAAGCCUCCGACUACAUGACGGGCCACAACCUGGUCAUUGAGGGGGGCCAGAGCCUGUGGUGAGGGGUCCUCCAGCCUCCCUUCUCGGGAGCACGGUUCACUUCGCAGAGUAAGUAACAGAGAUUGGGGUAGUCCCAGCUUGGGCCUCUGCAGAGAAGUAGGCAGCUACUCUGAAAUGCUUGUUUCUUCUUUGGGGUGUUGCUUUGGAGACUCAUAUAAUGGGGAAAACAAACAAAAAAACACACAUACACACAAAAACUAACAAUUUAAUUUUCACCAUUUUCAUGUUUUCCACUAUGCUAUCAUACUUCAGUUAUAUUAGCAUUUAGUCAUAUACAGGUAUAUUUACUGCAGUGAGAUUUGGCUAUUAUUUAGUUUAGCAGUGGGUAUUUUUUAAGCAAUCAAUAUUAGCUGAUCUGCGCAGUUUAUUGUUCUUAGGCUAUUUUUUGUAUUCAAGUUGUUCCAGUGACAUCUGUGAAUGGUGAAAAACAGUUGGAUGUAGUGUUAAAAAAAAAUAAAUUAGUUCAUUGCAUUUGAACCUGAAUGUUGCCAUUUUAUAUUUACUGGUGUUCUUAGUUUAUAACAGUGUUUUUAUACAAACACCCACAUAAAUGCCCCUAGAAGAAAAGCAGUGCAUUUAAUGGAGAAUCAUGGUUGGCAACUAUAAUGGCUCUAAUCCAAAGACCAUUGAGGUACGUGGGGGGCUGCUCAUAUACUUUAAAUGCAUGUGUAAGUGUUGAUACAACUGGCUCUACGUUUUCCUUGAUAGGCAGAUGUAAGCAAAGGUCUUCCAAAUUAUUUUCUCCCCGUAAAAUUCUGAACAAAAUUUCUGGGUGUAAAUCAGGGCCAGCCCCAGCAGUACUGAAACAGUCAUGCUGGCUGAAGAGCUCAUCUCAGCAAGACCACUGGGUUCAUGGCUUAUAGGCAAUAAAAUGUGGCACAAUAACAACACUGGUGAUAACGCUCUGAAUUUAUACAGACUUCCAUCCUGAGGGCCUUUAAGCAUAACCUUAGGAGAAUUUACGGGAAGGAAUUCACUUGCAAAUCCUCAUGUCAUUUGUUUUGCAUUUGGCAGCUCUUUGUUACCAUAACAUAAAUAAUUGUGGAUGAAUGUCAUUACUUUGAUUAAGUGCUACAAGUCCAUACAUUGGCUAGCCAUUAUUGUGGUGAAUUGCUAUAAUGGCUUCAGACUUGACAUUCACCGCCACAUUGUAAGGUAUGCAUCUCGCUGACGUACUAUCAUCGUUAUCGUGGAUAAAGUGCAAGAAGAUACUUGUCUUCAUUAAAUUUUCUAUUAGACCAUUGAUAAUUAAUACAUAUCUCAUGUUUCAUCUCAAGUCGUUUUUCUGGGGAGUGUUGCUGUUAAGCGACUCACGGCUAGAGCUUUUUGGCUUGAAAUCCCUGCCUUGUGUGAAUGAUCUAAUUUAUUGACAAUGCUCUGAAAACUCACAAGCUUAAGGAGAGCUCAAUUUUGGAUAAAUCUUCAAGAAAAACAAUUAAGGAUUUAAAUGUUUUAUUAUUUUUCUGGGCUCACACAACCUUUCCUCUCUUAGCUCCCACACUUGCAUCAUUUUGUGUCAUGCUCUGGAGGGCUUGGUGCAGUUCUCACAUCCCUCUGGCUGGCUUUUCACCCAGAGGUUAAUGUGCAAACAUUGGUGAACUCAUCAGGAGCUCUUCCAAGGGAUCCUAGAGGGGCUUGUAUACUAUCGCUUGGACUGCUGGUGAGCAGUUUGUUGCAGCUCCUACCUAAAGUGUAAAAUAACAAACUUUAGCUAAUUUGAAACAUGAACUACAGUUGGCACUGUAACUAAGCAAUGUUCUGGCUUUCUCGGUAGAAAGACAAAGGGCUGCGCAGGCUGCUGGGGUUGAAUUCCCUUUCCCUGUCUGGGAUGGUUGCAGGUUAGCACCGAAAGGCACUGGCAGGGCGCUGCGGGAAGCUGGAGUCUGUUGCCCUGGUGCCGGGUGUUUUUGGGAAGAUUUGCAGUCGGCAGGGGUCAUGCUGUGACUUUUGCAAGCUCCAAAUUAACUUUAAAAACAAGACCCAGACAGAAAAAAAAAAAUAACCCAGACUUAAAAAAAAAAUUAUAUCAAAGUGAUCUCUUAACUAAGCAACCCUCACUGUUUGGACUAGAACUU